AUGUUUUAUCGAGAGGUCAUUAGACACGGCGCCAGAGGUCUGUGGAUCGUGGAUGAUCCAGACUGCGACCCUGAUAUCAUCAUUUACUAUGCUCAUGGCGGCGGGUUCUCCAUGGGUUCGACAUAUUUCUAUCUCGAGUUUCUCAUGGCCUGGGCAACUCGACUGAAAGAAAGUGGGUUCAAAAACCCUGCGGUGUUCGCUUUGGAAUAUACCCUCGUUCCGGAUGCGCAGUGGCCGGUCCAAUUUAAUGAGACGCGUGCUGGGUACACUUUUCUUCGAGACACGUUCGGGGAUGGUUCGGCAGCGAAGAUCUGCGUGAGUGGUGACUCGGCAGGGGCAACACUUAUCCUGAGCAUGCUCCUCCAGCCGGGCCAUCUUGAACAAGAUCCUCAAGUGCAGGCGCUACGUCGACCAGGUUUAGCUAUAUUGCUUUCGCCUUGGACUCAUCUGGUGUCCGAAUUGAACCGGAACACACCCAGUGAUUACCUGGAUCGAAAUAGCCUGCAUCUGUACGCAAAGCAGUAUGCGGGAGAGGCGACAAUGAGUGACGGUAUAAUAUCGCCAGGACUCUGUACCGGGCGCUGGAAACAGGCCUCACCACUGAAUGGGUUCCGGAUCAUCUACGGGGCUGAAGAGGUCUUUGCACCUGGGAUCCAAGCUAUGGCUGAGCACAUGAAGAAGAAUGGCGCUAUAGUCAAACUUCUUGAGCAAGAAGCAGGCAUUCAUGCCUGGCCUGUUGUGAAUUUGUUCCUUGGAGAGACUCGAGACGAGCGUCUGAAGGGGCUGGACAUCAUGACCGAGUUCAUUCAGUCCUCUAGCCUCGCCUCGAGUUUGUAA
Messenger RNA from Fonsecaea erecta, 837 nucleotides. RefSeq lists its product as hypothetical. The record is from RefSeq and is a predicted model, not a curated record. The coding region runs from base 1 to 837 and encodes 278 amino acids. Gene Ontology annotation, molecular function: hydrolase activity. NCBI's taxonomy places the organism in Eukaryota, Fungi, Ascomycota, Eurotiomycetes, Chaetothyriales, Herpotrichiellaceae. The transcript has 2 exons.